Messenger RNA from Linum tenue, 2742 nucleotides. NCBI's taxonomy places the organism in Eukaryota, Viridiplantae, Streptophyta, Magnoliopsida, Malpighiales, Linaceae. The record is from the annotation of a GenBank genome assembly.
AGAAGGAAAAGUGAAUUCUCCCGAAGCCUUUAUAAAUGAUGAAAGACCCUUUCAGUCCGAGGUUCUUCUCCUCCGAUCCACAAAUUGCUCUUCUCUCUUUGCCCUGGAAUUCGAUCGGAACAGCAAUUUUCAGGAAUAACAAACGACAAAGCAACUGAUAUCCAACCAAAUUUCAACCAGCCGCUGAUUCAUAUCUAGCACGAUACGAAGCGAAGGCGUCCCCCGAUUCCUUGUUUUAUCAUCACUUCACUCUUGUCCAAAGAAAGAAAAAAAACAGAGCAUAGAGGGGGGAAAACAAAAACAGAGCAUCCGGAAAAGAGAAAAAAACGGCCCUCCAAUCAUGGAACAUCCUGCGGCCGGAAUUCCCCUCUGUCUCCUUCUACUACUCAUGACCUCAACUUCGUCGUGUUUCUUCUCAGAAGCGUCGGCCCGAAUUAAUCACGGUGGCGGCCGGCAGGUUUUAGCUCCGGCCGCCGGCCAGAACUCGUUCCCGCCGGUGAAGCUGCAGAUUAUGGAUCAAUAUGUGGUGGUCGGAAACGGAAUAGUUGAGGUGAACUUGACGAACCCCGGCGGUUCGAUGACGGGAAUUCAGUACAACGGCAUUGACAAUCUGCUUGAAGUUGUUAAGAGUGAAACUGACCGUGGGUACUGGGAUGUGGUGUGGAAAGGGGAUGGAAUCAUCAAGAAGAAAGGUGCACUUGACAGGCUGGAGUGUAAAAACUUGACAGUAAUAACAGAGGAAGAGGAGCAGGUGGAGCUUUCAUUCACGAGAAAGUGGAGCUCUGAGCUUCAAGGCAAGCCCGUCCCACUCGAUAUCGACAAAAGGUUUGUAAUGAGACGUGGGUCGUCAGGAUUCUACACAUACGCCAUUUAUGAACACUCUCAGCAGCACCCGGCCUUUCAGCUCGCCAACACUCGCCUCGUCCUCAAGCCCAGAAAAGACAAAUUCCAUUACAUGGCAAUAAGUGACAAGAAGCAACGACCAAUGCCGUUGCCCGAAGAUCGGGUGCCUCCAAGAGGCCAGCCGCUAGCCUAUCCGGAGGCCGUCUUGCUCGUUGACCCAAUCGAGCCCCAAUUCAAAGGAGAGGUGGAUGACAAGUACGAGUAUUCGAUGGAGAGCAGAGACAUCAAAGUUCACGGGUGGAUGGGCAAAGACCCAUCUUCGUCAGUCGGAUUCUGGCAGAUCACGCCCAGUUCCGAGUUCAGGUCCGCCGGCCCACUCAAGCAAUUCCUCUCCUCCCACGACGGGCCCACCUGCCUCGCGGUGUUCCACAGCACGCAUUACACGGGAGCCGAUCUGAUGGUCCCGUUCGAAGCGGGCGAGGCGUGGAAGAAAGUGUACGGCCCGGUUUUCGUCUACUUUAACUCACUUGAGAGCGAGGCUAGCAGCAGCAGCGGCACCGGGAUGUCGCUGUGGGACGAUGCCAAGAAUCAGCUGAUGGUUCAGGCCAAACAAUGGCCGUAUCGGUUCUUGGGUUCUCGAGAUUAUCCGCUACCCGACCAGCGGGGUGGCAUAACCGGCAGAUUGUCGGUCCAUGACCCGGAAAUCAGCACUCGAAACCUGCCUCCAACCGGUGGUUGGGUUGGUCUGGCCGCUCCGGGCGACCCCGGCUCGUGGCAACUCGAAUCCAAGGGAUACCAGUUUUGGACAGAAGUAGAGGAAGACGGCUCAUUCAGCAUCAGCAAUGUUAUAGCUGGUCAGUAUAAUCUCUACGGUUGGGUUCCUGGCUUCAUUGGAGACUACAAGUAUGAUGCUGUCAUUAACAUAACCCCAGGUCGUAGCAUUGAGGUCGGAGAUCUUGUGUUCGAGCCACCAAGAAACGCAUCAACUCUGUGGGAAAUCGGAGUACCUGACAGAACCGCGGGGGAGUUCUUCAUUCCUGACGCUAAUCCCAAUUACAUUAACAAGCUUUACAUUCAUCAGGAAAAGUAUAGGCAGUAUGGAUUGUGGGAAAGAUACGCAGAGCUGUACCCUGAAGCAGACUUGGUCUACAAUGUCCGAACCGACGAUUACAGAAAAGAUUGGUUCUUCGCACAAGUCACCAGGUUUGGAAUUCUAGCCAGGGGCUUCAAAGUAAAUUAUGCCGUUUUCGCGGGUUUCUGAAAAUUUCAGUCUGAACCAAUAUUUUCCAGGAAGAAGGGUGACAAUGGGACGUAUGAAGGAACAACCUGGCAGGUCAAGUAUAGCCUCGACAGGACGUAUCAGAAUGUGAACUACACGUUGAGGAUUGCUCUGGCGACUGCAAAUGGAGCAGAGUUGCAGGUUCGGGUCAACGAUCCAAGCUCGGCGGUGCCACUGUUCACGACCGGGUCGAUUGGGAAGGAUAACACGAUCGCGAGGCACGGAAUCCAUGGGGUUUACAGGCUGUUUAGCGUGGUUGUUCCUGGCAGCCUGCUUGUUGAUGGGAGCAACACUGUUUUCCUGACGCAGGCGAUCAAUACAGGGCCAUUUUACGGGCUGAUGUAUGACUACAUUCGACUGGAAGGGCCUCUGUCGCCCAACCCUCCAAGGAACUGAUCAUUUGUUCAUUGAUUGAUUCGUUUAUGAUAGAAAGGGAAAGUGAAUUUUACAGAAUUUGGUAGAAAUUUGUGGUAGGCAGGAGCUAGUUAACUGAUUCACUAUAGUUGAUAGAGCAAGGGCAGGUUUAUUCUUAUUUUUACCCUCUUUUCUUUCUGUUACACAGUGUAGUUCGAUUAAUUGAACAACAUAAUAAAGAAAUUCAAACUCUUCCUUUUGACCAA